UUCAACCUCGUGACAUUCCCCUAAAUUACUCCUUCUUGCUAGUAUUUUCUUACAUCUCAUUGCAGUUUUCAGAAAAUUGUUUCGAGAAGUUGUAAACCACUAUGGUUUAUGUGUCUAACUCUAUAUGCUAAAAGAAAUUAAACAUGGGUUGUAGCGGAUCGUCUCACGCCAAGCCAAAGAGACUUGUGAAAAAGAUAAUACGAAAGCCAAAACCAUGGAAGCAUCCACAGCCAAUAACAAGAAGUCAGUUGAUGCAGCUAAGGGAAGAGUUUUGGGACACUGCUCCUCACUAUGGUGGCAAGAAAGAAAUCUGGGAUGCGCUUCGUGCUGCGGCAGAAGCUGAUAUAGAGCUAGCUCAAGCAAUUGUGGAUAGUGCUGGGGUCAUUGUCCACAACACUGACAUGACCAUCUGCUAUGAUGAAACAGGUACCAAAUAUGAACUACCGAAGUACGUAUUGAGCGAGCCAACGAACAUGAUAAGAUACGAUUGAGAAGAUGAAUAGUAGUUGAAGGUGGUGCACAUAUAUGUUGUGUAAUUUUCGUUUUUUCACAGUCUGAGUUUGCUUCUGUCAUUUUCUUCUACCAUCAACUAUAACGUAAUUCCACCUUAGUCGCUACCACAUAACCCCUUUUUAAGUUUAAAGUGGCGAAACUGAAACCACCAAUUCCUUUUUUCGUUCAUACUCCAAAUUAAAUUUGCUAGGAAUAUUAGGAGUUGGGAUUCACCUACUGGUAGUAUUUGCUUCACAUGAACAAUUGGAUGACGAUUCCCAUAUUGAAAUAAGUGUACAAGCCAACAUUUUUCAAACUUUAGGUUAUCUAGUGCUUUGGUAAAUGUUAUGCAAAGGAAGAUAUGGUAUGACGGCUUAAAUGC
Nicotiana attenuata is the source of this 874-nucleotide messenger RNA. RefSeq names its product ubiquitin domain-containing protein 2-like. The record is from RefSeq and is a predicted model, not a curated record. The transcript is spliced from 4 exons. Lineage: Eukaryota; Viridiplantae; Streptophyta; Magnoliopsida; Solanales; Solanaceae. The coding region runs from base 144 to 491 and encodes 115 amino acids.